AUGUCAGAAAUUGUUAGAACUAUCGAAGACUAUUUAAAGGGUGAAGAAACUUGUACAUUUAAAUAUGAGUGGACAAUUAAAAACUUCAAUCAGUCGACCAUAAGAGAAACAAUGACAUCACCAAGUUUUUCAUCUCAUUAUUCUGAUUUUGACGAUGAAUGGAUUAUGAAAAUGUAUCCAAGAAAAGCAACCGAUUUAAAUGACGAUUCUGAAUCUGAUACUCACUCUCUUAGUUCUAAAUUUUAUGAUUUGUCGCUGGAUCUAGAACUUCAAUCAUUCCAAGCAUUCAAUGAUCCUCUACAAUUACAAGUUAUUUUUGUGAUAUCAAUUAAUAACAAACUAGGAGCAGCUAUUGUAAAAAGUCUCGAUACUCUUCUAGAAACAAUUAGCUACCCAAUUUCAAGUUCAGAGUUGUUGAAAGUAUCGAAUGAAUAUGAUGAAUUUAAAAUUAAUUGUACAAUACAAAUGUCUAAAAAAAUAACAAAUAAUUCUGCUGUAUUUUCAAAAUUUAAUGCAACACCACAACUGAGCUUAGACUGCAAAAAACUUUUGUUAAAUAAAAAAUCAGCUGAUGUUACUAUUGAAGUGGGUCAAAAAUCAUUUCGUGCAAUCAAAGGAAUUCUUGGAUCACCGAAUAUUGACAAAAUGCCAAUGGAACUACUUGCUGUUGCUGAAAAAUAUCAGGUUGAUCACCUUAAAAAUAUUUGUGAAGGAGACAUAUGCGAAACGAUAAACUUUGAUAAUGUUGCAAGUAUACUUGUUUUUUCUGACAGAUAUAAUCUUGAGAAACUCAAUAAAAAAUGUUUAGAAUUUAUGAAAAAAAAUUUACGAGCUGUCAUGUCAAAUGAAAAAUUUCAAGUUAAAAAAAAAAAAUAUCCUGAACUUUUUGUAGGUGUUCUUGAGCACUUGCUGUUGUCAUAA
Aphidius gifuensis is the source of this 921-nucleotide messenger RNA. RefSeq names its product speckle-type POZ protein-like. The transcript has 2 exons. Bases 1 to 921 code for a protein of 306 amino acids. Gene Ontology annotation, molecular function: ubiquitin protein ligase binding. NCBI's taxonomy places the organism in Eukaryota, Metazoa, Arthropoda, Insecta, Hymenoptera, Braconidae. Gene Ontology annotation, biological process: proteasome-mediated ubiquitin-dependent protein catabolic process; regulation of proteolysis. The record is from RefSeq and is a predicted model, not a curated record. Gene Ontology annotation, cellular component: cytoplasm.